Trifolium pratense (red clover) is the source of this 1543-nucleotide messenger RNA. RefSeq lists its product as uncharacterized. The coding region runs from base 198 to 1307 and encodes 369 amino acids. The transcript is spliced from 11 exons. Lineage: Eukaryota; Viridiplantae; Streptophyta; Magnoliopsida; Fabales; Fabaceae. The record is from RefSeq and is a predicted model, not a curated record.
CACCACAACCACAAUCACAUUAUUUAUUUUUUUUCCAAACACUAUAUACGGUUUUGACCAAAUAAAUUAUCCACAAUCACAGUAUUUAAACCUCAAAAAAUCGUGAAAACAGAAAACCAAAACAACACACACAUCAUCAUCUUCUACUAAUUUGUUCUGCUUCCGUAACAUUAACGUUGUUUCCGUGUCCGAAUACUAUGGACUCAUCCACUUUCUCCAAUUUCAGACCCUCUUCUCAUUCAAUUCCUCUCUCACAACAACCUUAUCAUCGUCUUCAAUUCUCUCCUCAUCAAUUUCUGAAAUUUAAACGGUUGGGUUUGGUUAAGAAUCGCUUAAUUGCUCGUUCUACUUCUUCUGGCUCUGAUCAAUCUGAUGGUGGUGGUGGUUCUCUUAAUGGAAUUCAGUUAACACCCAAUAAGCUUUUCUUGCAGGAGGCUAUUGGGGCUGAAUAUGGGGAAGGCUUUGAAACUUUUAGGGCAGAUGGACCAUUAAAAGUUGAUGUGGACUAUUUGAAUGAUAAGUUACAAGAUGGUAUUCUUCAACGCAUACGUUAUGCUAUGAAGCCAGAUGAAGCUUAUGGUCUUAUCUUCUCUUGGGACAACGUGGUGGCUGAUACUCGAGCUCUGAAGAGGAAGGCAUGGAACCAGCUGGCCUCUGAAGAAGGAAAGGAUAUUCCUGAAGAUGGUGAUAUUGAAAAGUUAAUGCUUAAUGCAGGUGCUGAUCAUGUAUUAAAUAAGCAUUUUCUCUCUGAUAAGGAAGAAAGUGAGCUGGAGAGACUGAAGUUGAGGUUUUCUCAAAUAUAUUAUGAUAAUCUUCUGAAACUUAAAAGACCAAUGAAGGGCGUGAAAGACUGGUUGGAAGCUGUUUAUACAGCUCGCAUCCCCUGUGCUGUUGUUUCAAGUCUUGAUAGAAAACAUAUGGUAAAAGCUUUACGACGAAUGGGGCUCGAUAAGUACUUUCAGGCAAUUGUGACAGAGGAGGAUGGGAUGGAGUCAAUAGCUCAUAGAUUCCUUUCUGCUGCCGUCAAGCUUGAUCGGAAACCUUCCAAGUGUGUGGUUUUUGAAGAUGAUCCCCGAGGAGUAACUGCUGCGCACAAUUGCACAAUGAUGGCUGUAGCAUUGAUUGGAGCUUAUCGCGCGUAUGAUUUAGAGCAAGCUGAUCUUGCUGUUGCUAACUUCAGUGAACUUUCUGUAAUCAACUUGAGGAGACUAUUUGCCAACAAGGGCUCUACAUUUAUGGACCUGCAGCAGCAGAUUAUAGAUAAAGCUCCUCCCAAAAGGAGACUUGGAAUAGACACCAUUUUCUAAAAUGUUUACCUGCCUAUUCUUUUUGUCCCCCUCUUCUAAUUUUCCUUGUAAUUAAGUCAUUAUUAUGCAGCAUAGAUUUUUCACCAUCCCUUUUUGCCUUGUUGAAAAUGGGAUAGGCUCUUGUUGUAUGAAGAUAAAUAUGGUUAUGAACUUUGGAGUCUGAAACAAACUAUGCUUGGAGGGGCCUUUGUGGUACCUGCACAGAGUGCACAUAAUUCCAAUAUAAUGUUUAUCAA